Sander lucioperca (pikeperch) is the source of this 1561-nucleotide messenger RNA. Its product is annotated as potassium voltage-gated channel subfamily H member 6-like. The record is from RefSeq and is a predicted model, not a curated record. The coding region runs from base 206 to 625 and encodes 139 amino acids. The transcript has 3 exons. NCBI's taxonomy places the organism in Eukaryota, Metazoa, Chordata, Actinopteri, Perciformes, Percidae.
CUCAGGAGCGUCCAACAUCUUUACGUUUUGGGGCUUAGAGAGUCCCGAGGAGGCGUCUCCCUCCCAGCAGCUCUUUGACCUGCCCUCCUCCCCCCACUGUCCCUCCAGCCCUUCUCCUCCACCCGUCAUCUCUGGGAGGCAGAAGGUGGAGUUAGAGAAGAGGCUCGAGGCACUGCAGCACCAGAUAACCAGGUUGGAGUGUCGUAUGUUAGCAGACGUGGGGACCAUCAUGCAGCUGCUGCAGAGGCAGAUGCAGAUGAUCCCACCUUCCUACAGCACCCUGACAUUACCCCCUAACGUACCUUCCUCCUCCCUCCUGUCCCCCACUGCCACCCCCACAGACCAGUCACCAUCCACUGACCCCCAGCAGCAACAGUCUAAUGAAAACCAAGAUCAAGUCCUUCGACAUCUCCCAGAAUCCACUGUCCUCCAGCUUACUGCCUCACCCCCUCUCAUCCAUGCCUCACCCCCUCACACUUUAUAUCAGUCACUGUUUUCUUCCCCCAACCUUCCCCAGAACAGCUCCACCUCUCUACCCCUUCCUCAAACCUCCAGCCAGUCUUCGUCCUCUGUCCUUCCUCAGACUGGAAGCCUGAGUCUAGAUCCAGCUCCCAGCGAGGCCUGAUCAACCAGUCCUUUCUGUCAGGACACAGAGCUUAGCCUCUGUCUCACAGGCCCAGCCCGUCUGUGGACAGACAGUCCCUGUCCUCCCACCAUCUGUCAGUCAUAGCUUCACCAAUCAACCAAUCAGAAGAGGGCCUCGCACCUGCUCAACUCAACACAGAAGCAGCAUGUAGCCAAUCAGAGCAGCACGGGAGCCCGCUGUGCCUGUCAUCAUUGGACAGUGGUGUCACCACACUGCAGCGUCUGCUCUGAACUGUGUGAACAUGCUUCUGCAGAAUGAUUUACUUUGUCAUCUGUCAACAUAUAGAUCACAAUAAAUGACCAAAAACAAAACAUAUGUUCAUGGAUCAAACCCACAUUUUAGUUUGACAUAGUCAGCAUUACACAAAUGCAGCAAGUAGCUAAGAGAGGGGGCGAUCUCUACCUCACCCAGUAGAGUGUGCGACCCAUGUAGGCUUAGUCCUUUGCAGCAGCAAGGGUUUGAAUCUGACCUGCGGCCUUUUGCUGCUUGUCAUCCCCCCUCCCUUUCCUGUCUAUCCAGUGUCACUAUCAAAUAAAUGGAAAAGCCCCAAAAACAAUCUUUAAGAAAAAUGUUGCUAAGAGAGAGGAGACAAACUCACAGUGGCUGAACCUUUUCUAUGUUUGCCUCUUUAACGUUGGUUUUGUGAAUAUGACAUUUUGACCACAGUAGCAGUGUAAAAACUAAUUUAUCUUGUCUUUUUCUCUCUGGGUGACAUUACUUUUCAAUGCUGUCUACUGUUUCUAAACCUUGAUCAAACCAUUGAGAGUAAGGCUCUGUUUUUCAGUCAGGUCCUGUUCACGCGUUCACAGCUACAGGAACAGUGCAGUGCACACAGAGGCUUGGCAGGUGUGUCACAAAUCUCAUAGCAGGCAUGUGACACAUAAUGAAUGAAGUUAGAACAAGAGCAAAAGCUAA